AAUGAAACAAGUGUUGGCUUGAGAACUACUCAAGAGGUGAGCUAUAAGUCUUGUUACCAAUCCAAAAUAAAGUAGUCAAAGAAGUCAAAAGAUAGAUCUCUAAGUCCAAGGCUUGGAAUUGAUUUGAAGGGCCAUCCUAACCCUUCAAAGGGUAUUCUUGGAGUACACCCUAACUUCCCCAAAGAUGAGAGACAAAAGAUUGAGAGAAGUAAGGGAGAAAAGUGGCAACUUAAGAGAGGAAAAAGGAGAGAAUGUGUGAAGUGAUGUGAGAAAGUUUAUACACACUUUUCUAACUCUAACAAUUUCAAUCUUUUCUUCUCCUAUUUGUGAUGUCUCUUGUGUAGGUACUUUUGGAAGCAAAUCGUUAUUGGAGGAUCCAGCGGGAGUGCCCCUAAAGAAUCCGAAAUUUUCCCAUGCUUGAAAGAUAAAAUGGAGGCCAAGACCAUUUCUUCAAUUGGUCAAGUGAACUUGAAAUUGGGAAGUCAAGGUAAAGAAGAUCCUUUUCUUGAGAAUCAAGGUAAAAUAGCUAUCCCUAAUACUUCAAGUGUUUAUAAUGUUAUUAAUGAAAGUGCUUAUACACUAGUUGAUCCUUUUGAUGACCGAAUUGGUUCUUUUUUGCAAGAUUAAUUUGUGUCCAUCUAGUGUUGACACUUGUGAUAUGAAUGAUAGUGCAAUGUCAUGUGAUAAGAGUGCUCAUACACUAGUUGAUCCUUUUGAUGAUCGAAUUGAAUCUUCUAGCAAGAUCAAUUUGUGUCCACCUAGUGUUGACACUUGUGAUGAGAAUGGUAAUAUUGUUGACACCUUGAAUGUGAGUGGUGGCUUGUAUUUGUGUAAUCUUGAUAAUUCGUCUUCUUGCAAUAUGAACCACAGUGAUUGUUAUAGGCAUCCACUAGUUGAUGUCAAUUGUGUAGCUAAUGAAGCUAUUUCUUGUGAGCUUGUGAAGUUACAAACUAGUGAUGUGCAAUUUAAGAACGUUAGUGGGCUUGAAAGUGCUUCGUUGAGUAAUUGUUUAAUUCAUGAUCCUAUUGCUACAUUUUCUCAUAGAAACACUAUUCUUAUUGCUAACUUGAUAGAGGAUGAUUGUCUUUUUGCAAGUGAAUUUAGUUGUCUUGAUUCCUUAUCUUGCAAAGGCAUGAACUCUAGUUGUGCAAGUAACUUUGAGUUGAGUUUGAAGAAUGCAAGUGCAAUGUCAUGUGUUGGCAAGACUAGAAAGAGUACUUUGCUUGAAAAGAAAGACAACAUGAUAAAAAUUCAUUCUUUGUUCUAUUUCAUGAAUUCCAUUAAGAACAUAGGUUUGGAUGAAGAUUGUGGUAACUAUCCCUUUAUUGAUAUGGACCUUUCUCUCUUGAAAAAGGAUGAUCCUUUGGUUGAGGAAGAAUUUGAUUUGCUUGAUUAUUUGAGAAAUCCAACUAAAGAUUAUUCUUACAAUGUUGGCAUUGAUAGUGACUCUUUGUAUGACUCUCCACCUUUGUUUGAUGAAGAUAAAAAUGAAUUGCUUGAUUCUUGUGGUCUCUUGAAUUAUGACAUUCUUGAUUCAAGUGGUGGUUCAUGUCAUGAUGAAAAUGUUUGUCUUUUGAAAGAAGAUAACACUUGCUUAGAACAUGAUACUCCUUUGAAUUGUUCUAAUCUUAAUCUUGUGCUUAAUUUUGAUGAAUCCAAAAGUGAGCUUGAAAAUGGGGGCAUCAUUGAUGAGUUUAUAUUAAGUGAAACCUUUCUUUUUGACUUAUUUGCACUUGGUGAAAAUAGUAUUUUAAAAUAUGAAAAGUGCAUAAUUUUGGGAAUAUGUUGUGUGAAGAGUUGCUGGAAGAUUCUACAUGUUUGGAUGUUAGCAAGCUAACUCAUGAUUUGUUUGAUGAAAGCAAAUCAUGUGAGAGGCAAUCCUUCAAGAGUGAAGAAGGAUUCUUAAAGAAGGAGGGACACUUGAGGGUCAAGGGUAGUGAAUUAAGAGAUAUUAGCUCUAAUAUCAGUUUCUUUACUUACUCUAUCCCCGAUUCUAAAUAUACUUUUGGGAUGGACUAUGCUAGAGCUUCUACUUUAAAGAGUAAGAAGAAUACAUAUGAAGUUUGGCAUGGCAUACGUGAGCUUAAAAAUAGAACCUUUUCUUGUGAUUAUUCCAUGUCAUUGAUUCUUGACUCAUGCUUAGAUAUGGUUCAAAUAUUUUUUGAGUCUUGUGUGGGGGAUACUUUUGUAUUUGAUCCCGGAGUAGUUUUUGUACAUUCUUCUUGGACAUGGAUUGGCGUGUUGUGUAGAGUGUGGAAUAUUGAGUAUAAUGCAUUCAUGUAUAAGAAAGUAGAUUCUUCACUUGAAUUAGAGGGAGAAUUAUUCUUUAUGAUCACUAGAGCCAACAUGAACUUCACAAUUUGUUCUCUUAAGAUUGUUGGUUUUAUUUAUUCACCCUUCGUUCAUAAUUAUGUGGAUAGCCAAGUAUUUGCAUCUUUUGUGUCAUACAUGCCCUUUGUUGAAUUUCUAGAUGCUUGGUGAUAUCAUAAGAGUACAUUUUGGGAAAAAUUUGUUGAUGCUUCUCUUGUUUGUGUUAUUAUUGCUAACCCGUCUUGGAGAUUACACUUGCUAGUCCUUGGAUCUUGUUUGGGUUUUGUUAAAUUUAUCAUGUUAGACAAAAAUUCGAGGACGAAUUUCUUCAAAGAAGGAGGGAAUGAUACACCCCAAGAUAGCUAUCAAGCUUGCGGAUCCGACCUUGUAUCAAAAUAUUGCUUGAAGUACUUAGAAAAUGCAUGGAAGGAGGAUUUGAGGCUUGAAGGGAUGCUAAAAUGGAAGUAGAAGACUCCACUUGGAAGAAUACACGGAACAUGGAAAAAGAGGUCAUUUGUGCAAAGGGGCUAUUUUUAAAAAACAAGCUCAUAUGCCAAAGAAGACUAAGAAGACCCGACCCUUAUUUCAUUAAGGGCAAUUUUGUAAUAAUUAUUAUUAGUCUUUAUUCUUAACCUAGUAUAAAUACUACACUAUGUCAUUUUAUGAGGGUUAGAUUGUGUUGAUGUAUGAAAAAUUGAGCAAGUGCUCUUUGUGAGGAUUUUAAGAAUUCCUCUUUCUUUUUGAACCCUUUGACUACUUUGGAUGAGUGAAUCCAAAAUGAAAUGCAGGUGGAUCUCCUCAAUGUCAGAACCAUGUUUUAGACUUUAAUUAAUGAUAUAAAUGGAUCUAAUAAUCAAGGGUUAAACUGAUUUUUGAGUAUUGACGACUGUUGGGGCUUAGGGGAUCCAAUUCAUUCGGGAAGUGAAAAGGAAAGAAGAGGUUUUAGGCUUUUAGCAAGAGCUGAUAUUGUUAUAGAGGAAAGGAAUUAGCCAUCAAUUUUCUUCAUCAUUCAUUAUGACAAUUGCAAAUGAAAUCCAUCUAAAAAAGUUGCAUUUAAGGAAGAAAUAAUGAAGAUGAAAAGUACCAUAACUUUCAAAGACCCAUAUCGCCCAUAGUCCAACCUAUCUCUCACCACUUUGGCACCCGAUAUGUAUAUGUCAAAGCCUUUCUGCAACGUAUGGGAAGUGUUGGAAAUCUUUCCUGAACUUGAAACAGUGUGAUCACGAGCCACUAUUGAUAUUCUGGCACAUGCUUUGCACACAGAAUUUCCGAAGGCUAAUUUUUUUUUCAACGUUGAUAAAACAUCUCUAAAGAUAGAAGUAGAAGAUGGGGAAGACUAUUGUUUUUUCUGUGUGGCAAAUUCAAGAAUUACACGGAGAAAAACCCCCAAAAAGAAUAGCUUUGAAACAGAAACAAAAGCAAGGCAUAAGAAGGAGAAAAUUGAAAUGGUUGCUUUAGAAGAGGAGGAGAAUGUUGGAUUCCAACUUCAAGAUUGAUCAUUUGCAAGGCAGUGUCUUACCCAAUUUACAUAGAACUUGAAUGUGAUUUCUCACAUAACAUGUUACUUUCUUCUGUAAUUAAGCUACAUUGAACCAAUUUAAUGAAUGCACUAGCUUAUUUGCAAAGUGAACUCCUUUCUGAAAAAGAUUAAUUUGUAAGAUCAUCUAUUUUUUUUACUAUCUCUGCUUAUUAUUGCAUAA
Molecule: messenger RNA, 4010 nt
Organism: Lycium ferocissimum
Lineage: Eukaryota; Viridiplantae; Streptophyta; Magnoliopsida; Solanales; Solanaceae
Exons: 6
Coding region: 596-1837 (413 amino acids)
Source: RefSeq, a predicted model, not a curated record